AUGACGGGUCCUGUGAAUCCUGUUCAGGUCGGUGUGUCCCGUGAGGUGACAGAUGUGGAUUCGAAAGGACAAGGGCGGCGUCAACCGGGUCCGCUUCACGCUGCCUCUUUGUGUCCUAUAGGGAUUUUUGCUUACCUAAACCACCAAGUGCCUCGCACCAGGAAGGAGAUAUUUGAGACACUAGUGAAGGGAUUGCAGAGACUUGAGUACAGAGGCUACGAUUCAGCAGGCAUUGCUGUGGAUGGAAAAAGCAAAGAAAGCUCUGACAUCAAUGGCAAAGCAAUUUGUUUGAUCAAGAAGACAGGAAAGGUCAAGGCUUUAGAAGAAGAACUUAACAAGAAAGACAAUCUUGACCUGGAGGAGGAACUGUGUAUGCAUUUCGGCCUGGCUCACACUCGCUGGGCCACACACGGAGAGCCGAGCGCACUGAACAGCCACCCUCAUCGCUCUGACAACAAUAAUGAGUUCGUCGUCAUCCACAAUGGCAUCAUCACCAACUACAAAGAGCUAAGGGCCUAUCUGAUCACCAAGGGAUAUGAAUUUGAGUCCGAAACGGAUACAGAAGUGAUCCCGAAGUUGAUCAAAUACGUUUACGACAACCGGGAGGAUGACAGCAUUCGCUUCUCAACACUGGUGGAGAGGGUCAUUAAGCAGCUGGAAGGAGCUUUUGCUCUGGUGUUCAAAAGUCGCCAUUUCCCAGCAGAGGCUGUGGUUGCCAGAAGAGGAAGUCCGUUGCUUAUUGGCGUGCGAAGUGAAAACGAACUGUCAACCAAACACAUCCCGGUCCAGUACAAGAGUGCUCUCCAAAAGGACGGCAUCCAGGAAAUGAACAAUCAUAACCGUCGUGGUAGCACUAUUAACUCUGUAGGGGAUGGCAGCGCAGUGGAGUUUUACUUUGCAUCUGACGCCAGUGCCAUUAUUGAGCAUACCAACAAAGUGUUGUAUCUAGAGGACGAUGACAUUGCAGUGGUGAAAGGAGGGAAACUUUCCAUCCACAGAAUGAAUCGACAGGCCGGUGAAGAUCCUGUACGGGCCAUCCAAACCCUAAAAAUGGAACUGCAACAGAUAAUGAAAGGAAACUUUGAUUCUUUCAUGCAGAAAGAGAUCUUUGAGCAGCCAGAGUCUGUGGUCAACACAAUGAGAGGCCGCAUUUGUUUUGAUUCCAAAACUGUGGUUCUCGGAGGAUUGAAGGACCAUUUGAAAGAAAUCAAACGCUGCAGACGUCUCAUCGUGAUUGGCUGUGGCACUAGUUUCCAUGCUGGAGUCGCUACCAGACAAGUCCUGGAGGAAUUAACGGAGCUCCCUGUCAUGGUUGAAUUGGCGAGCGACUUCCUGGACCGCAACACACCUGUUUUCAGAGAUGAUGUCUGCUUCUUCAUAAGCCAGUCAGGAGAGACGGCAGACACCUUGAUGGCUUUGCGUUACUGUAAGGAAAGAGGUGCCUUAACAGUGGGCAUAACGAACACUGUGGGAAGCACCAUUUGCAGAGAAACAGACUGUGGAGUCCAUGUCAAUGCUGGACCUGAGAUUGGAGUCGCCAGCACUAAGGCGUACACCAGUCAGUUUGUAGCACUCACAAUGUUUGGCCUUAUGAUGAGUGAGGACAGGCUCUCCCUACAGACUAGAAGACAGGAGAUCAUCAACGGCCUCAAAGAACUACCUGAUCUGAUUAAAAAGGUGUUGGCUCUGGAUGAGAAGAUAAAGCUUAUUGCAGAAGAGCUGUACCAGCAGAGGUCUCUUCUGGUCAUGGGCCGUGGUUUCAAUUAUGCCACAUGCCUCGAGGGGGCACUGAAAAUCAAAGAAAUCACUUACAUGCACUCCGAGGGCAUUCUGGCAGGCGAGUUGAAGCAUGGGCCUUUAGCUCUCAUUGACAAACAUAUGCCAGUCAUCAUGAUCAUCAUGAAGGAUGCCUGCUACACCAAGUGUCAAAACGCCCUACAACAAGUCACUGCUAGAUCGGGCCGGCCCAUCAUCCUCUGUUGUCAGGACGACACUGAUGUGACCAUGAAUGCCUAUCGGACCAUCGAGCUGCCGCGUACUGUCGACUGUCUGCAAGGCAUCCUCAGUGUCAUCCCACUGCAGCUAAUGUCCUUCCAUUUGGCUGUACUGCGAGGAUAUGAUCCUAUUAUCCAGGCAUAUAGCAAGUUCAAUAAGAGAAUUAAGGGAAUCGGUUCCUCUUUGAUUUCUCCUGACAAAGAUGCCAUGCUAGACAUUGCCACAAAUGUGAUUGCUGAAAACUUGGGUCGUAACUGGCGUAGAUUAGGACGACAGCUGGGUAUGAGUGAAAGUAAGCUGGAUUCCAUCUCAACGAGACAUCCGAACGAUUUGGACGAGACUGCCAGAGAGCUGCUCAAGGAAUGGCGCAAGAGUCGUGGAUCCGAAGACUGCGCUAAAGACUUAGUUAGGACUCUCAGGGCAUGCCACCAAAAUCUCACAGCUGAUAAAAUGGAGUAUGCCUGGAUGGUACCUCAAUAG
Molecule: messenger RNA, 2475 nt
Organism: Nerophis lumbriciformis (worm pipefish)
Lineage: Eukaryota; Metazoa; Chordata; Actinopteri; Syngnathiformes; Syngnathidae
Source: RefSeq, a predicted model, not a curated record